This is a messenger RNA of Microthlaspi erraticum, 423 nucleotides long. NCBI's taxonomy places the organism in Eukaryota, Viridiplantae, Streptophyta, Magnoliopsida, Brassicales, Brassicaceae. The record is from the annotation of a GenBank genome assembly.
AUGGAACCCCUAUGGACAGUCGAGCUAGCCAGCUCCACCAAGGCCAAGGAAGCCACACACUUUGAUGAAGAAGAGGAAGAGGAGCCGCAAGCUCGAUCGAGUGAGCCACAAGAGGCAACCCCAGUUGCAUGGAGUGCUCCUGAUGGCCGUCUCCCAUCUCCAGACCACGACCUAGUCUCCCAGUUCUUUGGGGGCACUGAGGCUAAGUUUGGGGGUGCCAACUCGAGCUCGAUCGAGUUGGGUGUAAAAACCAGAAAAGUGGUCUUUUGGAGCAUUCUGGAGCAUAUGGGACAUAAGGAGCAUGGAGGGACUUGGCACAUGGAAGCAGCUCAACUGGAUACGCAAAGGAAGAAGGGAGAAGCCAUCUUGAAGACCAGCUCGACCGUCCACUCGACCGGCCAAGCUUCAACUCGAUCGAGCUGA